AUGGACCCCAACAUCCAGAAGGCCCUCAACGACAAGCUGUACGAGAAGCGCAAAGCUGGCGCCUUGGAACUCGAAGCCCAGGUCCGCGAAGCCUUAGCCAACAAGGACCACGACAAGAUCCAGCGCAUUGUCUACCAGCUCUGCCACGAAUAUGCCUACGCCGUGCACCAGCCCCACGCCAGGAACGGCGGCCUCAUUGGUCUCGCCGCCGCCUCGAUAGCCUUGGGUAGUGAAGUCGCGAGAUACCUGGAAGAGAUCGUCCCGCCCGUCCUCGCCUGCUUCUCCGACCAAGAUGCCCGCGUCCGAUACUACGCCUGCGAGAGCAUGUACAACAUCGCCAAGGUCGCCAAGGGAGAGAUUCUGCUGUACUUCAACGAAGUCUUCGACGCGCUGUGCAAACUCGCUGCCGACUCGGAGGCGUCUGUCAAGAACGGCGCCGAACUGCUCGACCGCCUGGUCAAAGACAUCGUGUCCGAAUCCGCCGCCUCCUACGUAUCCAUCCUACACCAUCCCGAAGAUGCCGUGGACGACGACUCCGCAUUGGGCGGCUCUGCCACCGCGUCCGUCGACAUGCAACCCGCCUUUUCCCUCCCCAAAUUUAUACCCCUCCUUCAGGAAAGGAUCAACGUCCUGAGCCCCUUCACCCGCACCUUUCUUGUUUCCUGGAUUACUUUGCUUGAUUCCAUACCCGAUCUAGAGCUUGUGUCGUACUUGCCGUCUUUCCUCGGUGGCCUUCUCAGAUUCCUCAGCGACCCGAACCAGGACGUGCAUACGGCAACACAGACUGGGAUGGAGAGAUUUCUUUCCGAAAUCAAGAAGAUUGCCCGCAUCAAGCGUGGUCUUGUUGAGAGCCGCAAGAGCCAGGGCGAAGAGGGGAAGAAGAGCUCCAGGUCCAGCAUGAAGAGCGGAAGGAGCGCCCAGAGCUCUCGCGACCUCGAGGCAGACAGCGAAACCAACGUCGACGACGCUCCAGACUCGAUCAGCGAAGGCACCGAAUCCACCACCAUGAAUGACCGAGCAUCGGGAACCACGGAUGGCGAUUGGAUCCCGGGGCAGGAUGUGCAAAUCGAUUACCCUAAGAUUCUGGAGACGCUCGUCACGUACUUGAGCGAUUCCCCAGAGGAGGAGAUCCAGCUCACUUGUCUACGCUGGAUCGAUAGCUUUUUUGAGAUUUGCCCCGAGGACAUUCUUCUGUUCGUCCCGCGCCUGCUCUCUCAUGUGCUUCCCGCCAUGGCGAAUGACAUCGAGCAGGUUCGCCUAGCUGCGAACAGAGUCAACACCUCGUUGAUGGAGCAUAUUAUGUCUCUGCCUGACGAAAACAAGACUGACAGUGCGAGGGUGACGCAGCUGCAGCUUUCAUCGGGUGCACCCAAGGACGUUACAGAUCGGCGCGAGUCCAACUACUCUCUCAAGGGCGGCAGGUCGUCGAUGCGAGAAUCCACAGUGGAUCUCAAAGCAACUGAGGUAAAGCCGAAGCCUGAAGUGGAGCUACCUGCCCCAACUGAUGGUGACGAUGCUUCGACUUCGGCCCGGCCAGGUGCUGAUCUGGAUUACGAGGCCGCGGUCAAUGCCCUGACCCUCCAAUUCCUUAAUGAGCACGAGGCAACACGUGUAGCCGCUUUGUCUUGGCUCAUAAUGCUUCACCGGAAGGCUCCUCGCAAGAUUCUGGCAAUCAACGAUGCCACUUUCCCAGCCCUCCUCAAAACACUGUCGGACCCAGCCGAAUCAGUUGUAACACGAGACCUUCUCUUGCUUUCGCAGAUCUCCAAGAACAGCGAUGACUCGUACUUCACCUCCUUUAUGGUCAGUCUGCUAAGCUUAUUUGCCACGGACCGGCGCCUCCUUGAGACCCGUGGAAACCUCAUCAUCCGUCAACUCUGCGUGUCUCUCAGCCCUGAGCGGAUAUAUCGAACACUCGCCGACUGUUUGGAACGGGACGAGGACGUCGAGUUUGCCAGCAUAAUGGUGCAAAACCUCAAUAACAACCUCAUCACGGCGCCAGAACUCGCAGACCUUCGCAAGAGGCUGCGAAAUCUCGAGACUCGUGAGGGUCAGGCAUUCUUUGUCACCCUUUUCCGCUCCUGGUGCCACAAUGCCGUAGCUACCUUCUCCCUGUGUCUUCUGGCCCAGGCAUACGAGCAAGCCUACCAUCUUUUGCAGAUUUUCGGCGAGCUUGAGAUGACGGUGAACAUGCUCAUCCAGAUCGAUAAGCUGGUCCAACUGCUCGAGUCACCCGUCUUCACCUACCUCCGCCUUCAACUUUUGGAGCCUGAGAAGUAUCCCCACUUGUACAAGUGCUUGUACGGUCUUCUUAUGCUGCUGCCGCAAUCCUCGGCCUUUGCAGCGCUCAAGAACCGGCUCAACAGCGUCAGCGCGAUUGGUUAUCUACAUAUCGCGCCCCGAACGGCUCCUGCCCAAACAAGUUCAAGCUUCGACCGUCCCAACCGCCUGAAGUCACGCGAGGGAGAGGCCGGUAUCAAGUGGCAGGAACUCCUCGAAAAAUUCAAGCAGGUACAAGAACGUGCCCGCCGGGCUCAACGCAAUGCCAUGCUUGGCAUUGACGGUUCUUCUGACGUUCCAGAUGCCGGCAGCUCCUCGGGUGGGCAGAGCGGUGUCGGUCUGGGUGGAAGCGCCCAGGACACUCUCAAGGGACGCCUGCAUCCCAGGGCCGCUUUGGGUUUGCAGACUGGCAACCUGCCGCAGCGACCUUCCUCUGCACAAAGUAUGACGAGGCCCGGGCUGGGUGCGGAUCAAGGACCCACAAAGCCGCCGGUCCAAGGCCACCAGAAGAGUAAGAGCAGUUUAAGUCAGCUGGGAAGGUUCACGAGAGGUGUUGGACAGGUGUCGAAGGGCAAAAAGUAG
Molecule: messenger RNA, 2862 nt
Organism: Diplodia corticola
Lineage: Eukaryota; Fungi; Ascomycota; Dothideomycetes; Botryosphaeriales; Botryosphaeriaceae
Product: dna repair and recombination protein rad54 and rad54-like protein
Exons: 6
Coding region: 1-2862 (953 amino acids)
Biological process (GO): positive regulation of kinase activity; phosphatidylinositol biosynthetic process
Cellular component (GO): fungal-type vacuole membrane; PAS complex; endosome membrane
Source: RefSeq, a predicted model, not a curated record